Prorocentrum cordatum is the source of this 1679-nucleotide messenger RNA. Lineage: Eukaryota; Dinophyceae; Prorocentrales; Prorocentraceae. The record is from the annotation of a GenBank genome assembly.
AGAGGUGCCGCCUUUGUGGGGCGCGGUUGCCCCCGCCCGCCCCCCUUGGGAGCGCUGGAUGCGGUGCCGCCGCUGACCGCCGGCCGCCAUGAGCUGCGAGGAGGACUACUACUCCGACGAGGAGUACUCCGACGAGUACUCGCUCUCCGAGACCCCAGCCCCCCGGCGGAGGCGGAGGGACGCCGGCGGGCGGAGGCGCAAGGACCACGGCCACCGGAAGAAGGAGCGGCGCCACCGGAAGGAGAAGGACCGGGAGCGCCGCCGCCGCGGCCGGAAGGAGCACGGCCACCGGAAGGAGCGGAAGCGGCGCCGGUGCGCGGACGGCAGCCCGGGGGAGAGCCCCCCGGCCCGCGGCGGCCCGCGCCGGGCCUCGCCCCCGAGGAGGGGCCGCCACGGCGCAGUCCUGGCGGAGCGGAGCCGCUCGCCGCGAGGAGGGCGCGACGCCAGCCCGCGGGGAGAGAAGGCGCUGCCCUUUGAGAUGCCCGCGGACGGGCGCCAGCUGACGCUGGCGGAGGCGUGUGAGGCGGCCGGGCGCGGCGUCACGACGGGGCAGACGGCCCAGGACAUCGAGGUCAAAGUGCUCGAUCCGAACGAGGAGCCCGUCGACAUCGACAAGUUCGAAAGCUUCGACGACGCCCGCGAGUUCCCGCGUGAGCUUAGACAGGAGCUGAAGGCCGCCGGCUUCCCGGCGCCGUCCCAGAUCCAGGCGUACACUUGGCCCCUCGGGCUGCGUGGCAAGGACAUCAUCGGCAUCGCGGCCACGGGCAGCGGCAAGACGCUGGCCUUCCUGCUGCCCGCGUUCACGGAGAUGGUCGACAGGGGCCACCGGCCCGAGAGGGAGGGCCCCGGGCUGCUCGUCCUGUCGCCGACCCGCGAGCUGGCGCAGCAGACGGAGGUGGAGGCGACCAGGUUCAGCAAGUGCCUCGGCUUCCGCUGCGUGGCCAUGUACGGCGGCCAGCCCAAGGGCCAGCAGCUGAGCAAGUACCGGAUGGGGGUCCACACCAUCGUGGCGUGCCCCGGGCGGCUCAACGACUUCCUGGAGGGAGGGCAGAUACGCCUCGACGGCGUGCUGAAGCUCGUGCUCGACGAGGCCGAUCGCAUGCUGGACAUGGGCUUCGAGCCCCAGAUACGCAAGAUCUUGGCCAAGGUGCCGCGCAAGCGCCACACGUUGUUCUUCACGGCCACGUGGCCACGCGAGGUGAGGCAGCUCGCCAGCGAGAUCCUCACCAGGCCCUACAAGGUGAUGAUCGGCAACCGGGACGAGCUGAAGGGCAACCAGGACAUCAUCCAGCAGGUGAGGAUCGUCGACGCCCGCUCGAAGGAGAGGGCGGUGUUCGACCUGCUGGAGGAAGCGGGGCUGCUGAACAGAGACAGCAAAGGGAAGGCCCUCGUCUUCGCCAACACGAAGCGCAUGUGCGAGCAGCUCUCCAACGGGCUCGUUCGCCAGCGCGUGCCCUGCACUUCCAUCCACGGCGACAAGGAUCAGAUACAGCGCGACGACGCCCUCAACGGCCUGAAGAAUGGACGCCACAAGGUGCUCGUCGCGACCGAUGUGGCUGCUCGUGGCUUGGACAUCAAGGGGGUGGGCCUCGUGGUGAACUUCGACCCCGCCAACAACACCGAAGACUACGUCCACCGCAUCGGGCGAACGGCCCGUGCCGGCGCCAUCGGCUACGCGG